This is a messenger RNA of Drepanopeziza brunnea f. sp. 'multigermtubi' MB_m1, 3672 nucleotides long. RefSeq lists its product as uncharacterized. Gene Ontology annotation, molecular function: chitin synthase activity. The record is from RefSeq and is a predicted model, not a curated record. Gene Ontology annotation, cellular component: cell septum; cell periphery. NCBI's taxonomy places the organism in Eukaryota, Fungi, Ascomycota, Leotiomycetes, Helotiales, Drepanopezizaceae.
AUGGCGCCGCCCAGACGUCCCGCUCCUGCCGAAUCUCCGGUCCGAGAAUAUAGCUCGCGGCAACGACAACACCUACAAGAUGAGGAGGCAGGGUACUUCGAAGGAGGGCUAGCGUUCUCUUCGAGGCAUGCGCGCGAUCCGUCGAAAUCGUCAUACGCAGAUACCUUCGCCUCACCCGUUACACCCACACUUUCUGCCGACCCCGUAGAGCAGCCCCUACGAGGAGGGAUCCCCGCGCCAGAACUUAGCCGCAAGAGGAGUCUGAUUCGGCCAGAGCGGAAUCGGAUCGAUCAGAACCACCCAAAUUACCACUACAGACAACACGCCGCCCACAUGAAUAUUCUCCCCUCUUCGACAGGAAACGAUCCAAUCUUGGAGGAACUGGAGGCAGAAGCUGCUGCAACAGAGACCUCCGGGCUUCGAAGCUCUGGCGAUGUAGAAUCAGACAUAUCACCUCCUCGGAAGAAAAACAGACGCGUUCGUGGCGUAGGAUCUAAGGAGGGAGCGGCUGCGGAGAUGGCUGGCGGGUCUCGGGUCCAGAAGAAAUUGAGGAGGGAAAGAACUCGCAAGAUGACGAAGGAAGAGAAGGAGUACCGGAAGCAGCUGGACGAUGUGAAGCCUCCAAGCUUCUGGAACGUGUACUGCGCCAUAGUCACUUUUUGGUGCCCUGCAUUUAUGAUGAAGUGUUGUGGGAUGCCUGCAAAGGAGCAGCAGAGAGCUUGGAGAGAGAAGGUGGGAUUGAUCAGUAUCAUUCUGGUGUUUAUGGGAUUUGUAGGUUACCUCACUUUCGGAUUUACUGCGACUGUUUGCGAUAACCCUGGACUGCGACUACGCGUCAACCACGUCGAUGCUGGAUACAUGAUUUUCCACGGUAAAGCAUACGACCUUGCCGGUUCCCACCACCCAGUUGCUAGAGGAAUCCCGGCUGGCUCAAACGUUCUCUACGACCUGCCCGAGAAGCACGGUGGUCAGGAUGGAAGCUUCUUGUUUCAGAAGGUCAAUGGAAAGUGCAAAGACUUGAUUACCUUGAGCUCGAACUCGGACGUACCGACAAAUACUGCCAAUGAUCUUGCUUGGUACUUUCCUUGUACCACUUUUAACCAAGAUGGAUCAAGUCCCGUGAACCAAAGUAACCCAUACUAUCUGGGGUACGCUUGCCAUACCUCUGCCGACGGUCGAAAUGCCUUCUACGAUCUCAAAAGCGCUGGAGACGUAUUCUUCAACUGGAACGACAUCAAGAACGUAUCCAGGAACCUGAUGGUCUAUUCCGGAAACGUUCUAGAUCUCAAUCUCUUGAACUGGUUCAAUUCGUCCCAGGUUUCCGUGCCCGCGGAGUUUGCUCAACUUGCCGACCGCUCACACUCGUUGAAUGCUGCCGUUCAUGGCAGAGAUAUUACCCACUCUUUCCAGACCAAGGACCAGAAGAAACUGGCCCAAUGUCUAGAGCAGAUUAUCAAGGUCGGAACCGUGGAUACUGAAACUGUCGGAUGCAUUGCCUCUAAAGUCGUCCUAUGGGUGUCGCUGGCUUUCAUCCUGUCCAUCGUAGGAGCGAAGUUUGGGUUGGCAUUGUUCUUCCAGUGGUUCAUGGCCCGAAAAUUCGCAGCCGCAAAGACCUCGCAGUCAUCUGAUAAGAAGAAAAGGGCUCAGCAAAUCGAGGAUUGGUCGGACGACAUAUACCGUCCGCCCCCAAGAUUUGCAGGAGAUGUUGGAAGUACUGUCAUGGGAUCGGACAGGACGAACAGGAGAGGAAGCACGUUCCUACCGACAACCUCUCGAUUCACGAGUCCGUACGCAGGAGAGAGUAACAGACUAUCCCGUGUGGGUCGCCCUCAACCGGUCACUAUGGUCAGCCAGGCUUCAACAGCGCCCCUUUUCGCCCCUAAUCCGGGUUUCGGGCAACAGAACAGCAGCCGGCACAGCCUCCUUCGAUCCGACAAUGGGUUCGGAGGCUCUGGAAGCGAUCAAGAAGGUCCUGCAGGCUUCAUCCACGAGUCUGUUGUCCCUCAGCCACCAUCCGAAUGGCAGCCUUUCGGAUAUCCUCUUGCUCAUGCUAUCUGCCUUGUUACAACUUAUUCGGAAGGAGAGCUUGGUAUCCGGACAACGCUUGACUCGAUCGCAACGACUGAUUAUCCAAACAGCCACAAGGUCAUUCUUGUUAUCUGUGAUGGUCUCAUCCAGGGCGAAGGAGAGACCAUAACCACCCCAGAAGUCGUUCUUGGUAUGAUGAAAGAUCAUUCGGUCCUUCCGGAGGAGGUUCCAGCUUUCUCUUACGUGGCUGUUUCCAGUGGCUCCAAAAGACACAACAUGGCCAAGGUCUACUCCGGUUUCUACGACUACGGUGCGAAUUCUGGCGUCCCACUCGACAGACAGCAGCGCGUUCCGAUGAUGUGCGUCGUCAAGUGUGGUACACCGGAUGAAGCCAAGAGGUCCAAGCCCGGAAACAGAGGCAAGCGUGACAGUCAGAUCAUUUUGAUGUCUUUCUUGCAGAAGGUCAUGUUCGAUGAGCGGAUGACCGAGCUUGAAUUCGAAAUGUUCAACGGGCUAUGGAAAGUUACUGGGAUUUCUCCCGAUUUCUACGAGACAGUCCUUAUGGUUGACGCCGAUACCAAGGUCUUCCCAGACAGCUUGACUCACAUGAUCUCUGCGAUGGUCAAGGACCCACAGAUCAUGGGACUCUGUGGUGAGACGAAGAUUGCGAACAAGCGGGCCAGCUGGGUUUCAGCUAUACAAGUGUUUGAAUACUUCAUCUCGCAUCAUAUGUCGAAGUCCUUCGAGUCCGUCUUCGGUGGUGUUACUUGCCUUCCCGGAUGUUUCUGCAUGUACAGAGUCAAAGCGCCCAAGGGUGGACAAAACUACUGGGUUCCUAUUCUUGCCAAUCCUGAUGUCGUAGAGCACUAUUCGGAGAAUGUUGUCGACACCCUGCACAAGAAGAACUUGCUCUUGCUAGGGGAGGAUCGUUACCUUUCGACCCUCAUGCUUCGAACUUUCCCUAAGCGAAAGCAAGUCUUCGUCCCUCAAGCCGUCUGCAAGACCACUGUGCCCGAAGAGUUCUCCGUUCUUCUCUCCCAGAGACGUAGAUGGAUUAACAGUACCGUUCACAACCUCAUGGAACUUGUUCUCGUCAGAGAUCUCUGUGGUACUUUCUGCUUCAGCAUGCAAUUCGUUGUCGCUAUCGAGCUCAUCGGAACUGUCGUCCUGCCCGCUGCCAUUACUUUCACCGUCUACGUUGUCGUCGACUCAAUUAUCGGACCUGUUCAAACCAUCCCUCUGAUCCUUCUAGCUCUGAUUCUCGGUCUCCCUGCCGUACUCAUCGUUCUCACCGCUCACCGCUGGUCUUACGUCUUAUGGAUGUUGUGCUAUCUCCUGUCCCUCCCGAUCUGGAAUUUUGUCCUUCCCGUUUACGCAUUCUGGAAGUUUGAUGAUUUCUCCUGGGGUGAUACUCGUAAGACUGCUGGAGAGACGACCAAGAAGGCAGGUAUCGAGUAUGAGGGCGAGUUCGACAGCUCCAAGAUUACCAUGAAGAGAUGGGGGGAAUUUGAGCGCGACCGCAGAAUCCGAGUUGAUGCUGGGUGGAGUAGGACCGGAAUUGGUAGUAGGGAAGGAACCCAUCUCAGCGUCCAGGCGUAUCCAGGGCAAUACCACCUAGGUUCUGACGAGUACUCGGACCUGUGA